AUAAGUUUAAUGCUAGCUAGCAACUUACCAUGGCUCAUUGCAGCCACAUUGCAGCUAUAAGGUCGUUUUGAUGCUGCACCCUGUGUAACAGGUGGUCAGCCUGCCACGCAGUUUCCUCAUGGAUUGCAAUGUAAUCGGCAUCCAAAAAGGCUGAUUACUGAUUAUGACAACUUGAAAUCGACCAUGCUGAUUAAUCGGUCGACCUCUAGUGGGAACCAAUGGUUGGGGAGGCCAGUUGGAUCAUAUUACCUCAGUUAUGGAGAGUUUUUGGAAAUGUAAAAACGUCUGUGGCUCAGCCUAGUUGGAUGUUUGYUCAGCAGGAAACGUUUACUAGACAUUGUUGACUAAUUUCAACAAUUGCAGUUAAGCCGCUGACAAGCAGUGUGCGCCAACUUCUGCAACACACUGGCUUCUCAUCUUCUCCCUCCCUUCAUGAGCACUGAGUAAUGGAAAGCUGGAACUAAGAACUUGGUUUGGUGAGMCACCUUAUUGUGUAAUCACCUCAUUGGGUGAUGUGCUGCAUGGUGCCAUGUGAAUGACAGAACCACAAUGAAGUCGUCACACAAGCUGCUGUUCGUCCUGUGCCCCAUGCUGGUCCUGGGCUUCAUCUACUACUCCUCUGGGAAGCUACACCUGCACGUAUGGGGCCAGAAGCCACAGAUUGAUUCGGAGUCCACUCUCAUAGUCCCGACUAAAGGUCAAAGCACCACAGAGUUGGAAGCGGACGUUGCUCUCACCGUGGGACAAAUAGUAGGCUCAGUGUAUGAUAAGCAGGGCUUUCUGCUGAAGCUGGAUGGAAAGUUGUCAGCAGAAUUGGCGUACAAGUAUGGCAACCUCAGCGAAGGAGUGUGCAAGCCAGGCUACGCAGCUGCCAAGAUGACUGCCAUCUAUCCAAAGUUCAUGAAGCCAGCUCCYAUGUUUCUCGACCGGAACUUCAAGCGUCUGGCCAAAGUCAGCAGUUACUUACCUCCAUUUGGAUUCAAAACACAAGAAACAAUCAUAGACAUUAUUCUAACUGCCACAAAGAACUAUGGGCUGGGUCAAGACGUUGACAGUUUAAUUUGUAAAAGAUGCAUUAUCGUGGGCAACGGUGGUAUCCUGGCUAACAAGUCUAUGGGCUCCCGAAUCGAUGAUUACGACAUUGUGGUGAGGUUGAACGAGGCUCCGGUGACUGGUUUCGGCAAGGACGUGGGCACCAAGACCACCAUGCGCAUCACCUACCCCGAGGGGGCCAUCCAGAAGCCUGAGCGAUACGAGAAGGACUCACUCUUCGUCUUCUCUGCCUUCAAACCGCUGGACUUCAAGUGGCUCAGACAGAUGGUCUUCAGAGAGAAGCUGCGUGGUACAGAGGGCUUCUGGAAGUCAGUGGCCCGUUACGUCCCGAAGGAGCCCACAGAGAUGCGCAUCCUCAACCCCUACUUCAUCCAGGAGGCUGCCUUCCAGUUCAUCGGCCUGCCACUCAACAACGGCCUCAUGGGGAAAGGGAACAUUCCAACCCUGGGUACGGUCGCCAUAACGAUGGCCCUGCAUAACUGUGAUGAGGUGGCGGUGGCUGGCUUCGGCUACGACAUGAACACGCCCCACGCGCCCUUGCACUACUACGAGACGGUCAAGAUGUCCGCCAUCAAAGAGUCCUGGACACACAACAUAUCCAAGGAGAAGGAGUUCCUCCGCAAGCUGGUGAAGGCCAACGUCAUCACGGACCUGACCAACGGCAUUUGAGUCUAACUGUCCCAGAGCUUURCCUUUUUCCAAAAGAACCACAGAACAGAGGAUUCUGGGAAUUAACCUGGGGGGGGGUGGGGGAACCCAGACCCUGGUGGUCUGCAUACUGCCUAAGUUUUUAUGAAGAGAAGAUUUAAACGGACGGCUCAGUGGAGAGACGCACAUACGUGCCUUCUGACCCAGAGGCUCCUGUGUCAGGAGAAACAUAGGCCUGGAUCGGACGUCUUCAGGACAGUCAACGGACGAUCCGACAACCGCGUUUACCGUUUCAAUACCCCUGAAAAUCACAUGAACGAACAAGUGAUAUGGAAGAGGAUGAUGAUGGAUGGCAGAGGAUGGAAGGCCUGACGGACAGCUGUAGAGUCGGACAAUCUGCAGAAGAGAGGGACAGAUGGUUACAGCAGUGCCAAACGUACGUACCUCGUUACAAAGGGGGGAGCAGAUGCCCUCUCCCUGUACUGCCUGAAUGUAUUCACAAAACAAUGUAAAUAUCAAAGAUUAUUACCAUGCUUUUUAACAAGCUGCAGCAACCCCCCAUCCGGGCAUUGGCRAGCCWCCCUCCAUCCGGGCAUUGGCRAGCCWCCCUCCAUCCGGGCAUYGGCGAGCCUCCCUCCAUCCGGGCAUCGGCAUACAGUACAUAUCCCACCUCAGACCCACACAAGGCCUUUUUUUAAACCUUUGUCUCUCCUUAUCGCUUCCAUAUCAGCAGGCCUUUUUGAGGCUGCCCUGCAUUUUGAGAUUAUUAUUACAGAUGUUAAUAUCCAGAAAGACAAGAGGCCUGGAUUAUUUUAUUUAGGUUUAAUUUAUUUAUAAAUAGGCUGAGAAUUGGUGCAUUAUCCUUUCCUUGUUCCAGUUCGCCACGAUGUGCUUCCUCAAUGACUCACUGUGUUAUUAGUUGUUGAGUGGAUAUCCCUCAAACCUGGGCUGAGACCCUAGUAUUUCCAGUAUGGCUUUAAUAUAAGCCCAAGUCAAAGUCAGUAUUAUCAUUUAUGGCCAAUAUUUCAGUCAGAUUUUUGUGUUGUAUUAUGAAAUGUUUUUUUAAUGUUUUCCUUUGUGUGCUCUAAUGAACAUGACAAAGUAUCACAAGAUGACGCCCCAACAGACCAGUAUUACAGAGAGAGAGAGAACCACUGGUCUGGGAAUAGUGUUCCUGUUCACACUCAAGUGUUCAGAAUAAUUUGCCACUUGUCCAGUAUUUCAAUAAAAAMCCAAGUAUUCCAAUAUUUCAGUCAGAUUGCAGUAAGUCGUAUUACAAUAUUAAACCAUAUUUCAGUUUUAUCCUGUUUGGUUUGUGAUAUUAAACCCAAAUUGGUAUUACAAUGUGAAAGCUUACUGGUCCAAUGUUUCUCAGUGAAAGGCCCAUUUGGUUAGUUGUUACAGUUCAAGCGCUAACGGAUCAGUAUUUAAGUGUUGCUCCGGUGGCUCAGUAUUACAAGAUGAGACACCACGCUAUGGUUACAGCCUCCCCCGCUGCUUCCCUCAUCAACUACACUUAAACUGAAAGYCAUAAUCAGCUUUAUAUGGUGAUGGGGAGUUUUUAGUUCUUUCUACCUUUUUGGAUGACAUUUUGGCUGUUGCUUAAUUUAAAAAAAAAAAUAUAUAUAUAUGUUUUUGACUUUAUUGUUUUCAUGGAGGUGCAUACUCACUGUACACCUGUAUCCACUUCUCUUCCUGUCCAUUAGUAAGGUAUUAUUAGGGUUGUGUUAAUUUGGCGAGAAAUAGAAGAAAACAUACAAAAACGUUGAGACUGACUGGAAUUCAAAUUCCAAAUGCUAAUUUGUGUUCUAUUGCGGAAGGUUUUAAAUAGWUUUCCUUUGUGUGCUGUAAUGAUCACUAACCAGUUUCAGAGAGGCGUGCGUCACUGCUCUCUCUUGCUGGGCUCCCUCAACAAAACUUUCUCACUUCUGUUCACGAUGGGAAAAUAAAAACAAUAUGGAGGAAUCUUAACCUAGCCUAMCAUAUUGGUGUUACAAUACCUAUCCAGGCCCUUCAAAUUAGUUAGGGGAAAGUAGCCUGCUUUUACACAGGCAGCCCAAUUCUGAUAUUUGUUCCACUAAUUUGUCUUGUGAAAAGAUUUGAUUGGUCAAAAGACCAAUUAGUGGAAAAAGAUCACAAUUGGGCUGCCUGCGUAAAUGCAGACUUUGAUCCCUUCCCUCCAACCUAGAUAACAAUCUUUCAGAAAUGGAACCCUGCAUAGGACUUUCACUGCUAGGGUAUUAAGAACAGCUCACCAAUGCACUACACCCCUGGCGAGGCCCACACAGGCUGYGUUUACAGGGUUGGAGUCAAUUCCAUAUCAAAUAUAGACAGGUUAAAUAAUUWAUUUUUUAUUAAUGAAAAAAAUCUAUGUGCAUCCUGGAUUGGGCAGGAAUUGACACCAGCCUGGUCUGUAGGCAGAAUGUCAUUAUUAGAACUGGAGACGACAAUAACAUCAUACAGGAAACCUCACCAUAUCAUCCAACGAGCGAGGUCAAAAUCAGUCAUCACCUUACCCUAACACAAUCAAUCACUGGCAAGGUCRUUACAGAUGAAAUCACAAGUGUUACUGUUUCUUUUUAUAUAUUAUAUGAAAUCGAGACUUUGUCAUCUGCAACUUGUUAAUAAAUACGUUGACCCUUUUGUCGCUUUGUAAGGUG
Messenger RNA from Salvelinus sp. IW2-2015, 4361 nucleotides. NCBI's taxonomy places the organism in Eukaryota, Metazoa, Chordata, Actinopteri, Salmoniformes, Salmonidae. The record is from RefSeq and is a predicted model, not a curated record.